Molecule: messenger RNA, 2153 nt
Organism: Macrosteles quadrilineatus (aster leafhopper)
Lineage: Eukaryota; Metazoa; Arthropoda; Insecta; Hemiptera; Cicadellidae
Gene: Vps16B
Product: vacuolar protein sorting-associated protein 16B
Exons: 11
Coding region: 174-1418 (414 amino acids)
Biological process (GO): vacuolar transport; intracellular protein transport
Cellular component (GO): cytoplasm
Source: RefSeq, a predicted model, not a curated record
AGUAGCUUAAACAACCUAGCAAUCAUUAAAAUAAAGAAUAAGUUAAUAUUUAAUUUUAUAACUAUUAGUUUAAACCACGAAUACUUGAACUGAAUAAACCUUAGAAACAUCUUCAUAUUACAAAUUUAUUUACUCUUAGUUUAGUUGUUAACAUUUUAUCUACAGAAAUUACAAUGGCUGAUGAUGACUUCUGGAAUGAAAGUCAAGUAAAAAAGUCAGCUAAGAAAUUUAGCUUUGAUGACAGAGAAACCACAUGGGGAAGUGGUGGAGAAUCUACCAGUUUGCAGAUGUGUGGAAUAUCACUUGAUGGGACGGCUCAAUUAUUUCAGCAAGUUCAAGCAGGCCUUAAACAGGGAGAAUCGGAGAGCUCCUCAGUGUCUGAUUCAAAACGUUCCAACCAGCUUGAACUUCAUCAGCUGAUUUCAGAAAAAUCCUUAAAUAUAUUGAUGGAAGCAGAUUCUCCGCAGUUUAUUAACCUCAAGAGUGAUCUUGAUCCAGCAGAAGAGUUGAGAAUACUUCGCCGCAGAUAUGAAGAAAUGUGGGUGUCACCAGAUGCCAAAAAAACCGUUAGGAAAAUGAUGCUUAAAGAACCAUUUAUACUCGAGCUCUUCCGUUCACUGAAGGAUAAGAAGAAAUUACUUCAAGAAGCUAUUGAUUUAGGCGAUGGAGAUACUAUUCUGACUGUUGUAAUAUUUCUUUCAAGAACACUCAAGAAGACCUACUUCAACCAGAUUUUAUUAGAGAUGCCAGUAGCUGCUACUCACUAUGUUGCGUACCUCUCCACUCGCAUGAAGGUGUCUGAGCUAACUGAUCUCUUAGAGAUGUUGGGGAAAAACAAAGAUGCUUCGAUGAAGCAGUUUGAGAUUGCUUGUCAGAAUUCUCAAAGACAAAUGCAAAGGCUUGUGACCUGCUCCAAGAACCAUCUGUUUGAAGGAAGAGAUAGUCAGAUCCUGGAACAUUAUAUUAAGUUCCUUGAGUGGCAAGCAGAGGCGAAGAUCGGUGAGGAGUCUGUGGUGGACUGUUUGUUUACUCUAUGUGAGCUGCACUGGGGGGAGGCAAAGCCCCCUCUUUCCCCCCUCCUAUUCACCCAGCUGCAGGGAGUCUGCGACAAGCAGUAUCAGUGGACGGCCAUAACUGCAUUAGCCAAGCGUCAGGCCUGGCAGGACAUACAGACAUUCCUCAUGGCAAAAAGUUGGCUACGAGGACCAAAGUUGCGAGUGACGUUGCCUCUAGACCACAUCGUAGUGGCACUGCAUUCUAGUGGUGCGCCUGAAGACACCUUGUACACCUUCCUACAAUUAAUAGACAACGUAGACAAACGGCUGGUGCUGGCAAGACAGGUGGCGUGCGAUAAGGCUAUAAUACAGGCAUCAAUGAAUCUCCGAGACAAGCAGUCGUUGCCCAGUCUUCGAUCUUAGUUACCUUCAGGUUAGCUUAGCUGAACCUUUGACUGAUUUAAAGGUAUAAGAUAAUAUGUUAAUUUGCUUUAAAAAGCAGUCAACGCUCAAUUACCACUCUGGGAUCUAGAAGUUACCUCCGACAUGCUUGUACUACAAUGUUGUUUUGAUUGAAUGCUCGUCCAAGCAGGGUAACUGUACUGUGUUAACAUGUUUUUAUCUAUCCGUACUCAUUAUUUUUUCUUGGUUUAGUUUUUUGCUAUGCUCAAAAGAAAUUCCAGUUAUUCCAGUUUAAUAUUUUAAUAAGAUAAAAAAAUGGAAUAUUCAAAUGAUUUAAAAUACUAAAUUUGUAAAAAGUGUUAAUCCAAAAUAAUUUGCACACAAAGAAAUUAUUCAACAAAAAACCAUCAGAUUUUUUUUUUAAUCUGAUAUCUAUUGGCAAAUGUAAUAAGCUACCGUAAGUAACUACUUGAAUAUCUAGAAGGGAAAAUUCCAAAUAUCUGAAACAAAGCAUUAAGGCUAUAGUAAAAUGAUUGCUGACUGAUCAAAAACCCCAUCAUACCCAAUGUUAUGAAUGCCAGCGUAAAAUUAUUGAGGCUUGAGUAUACUUCUGUGUGUUGUAGCUUGUAUAUUUUGCAUAACAUAAUCAAUUUACAAGGGAAUUAUACAAAACAUGUAAUGUAUUGUUUUAAAACACUGUGAUAUUAUGAGGAAGAUACGUCUAUUUUAUAAUAAAUAUAUUUACUGUAUACACUA